Messenger RNA from Wallemia ichthyophaga EXF-994, 2079 nucleotides. RefSeq lists its product as uncharacterized. Gene Ontology annotation, cellular component: GID complex. The coding region runs from base 1 to 2079 and encodes 692 amino acids. The transcript is spliced from 5 exons. NCBI's taxonomy places the organism in Eukaryota, Fungi, Basidiomycota, Wallemiomycetes, Wallemiales, Wallemiaceae. Gene Ontology annotation, biological process: proteasome-mediated ubiquitin-dependent protein catabolic process. The record is from RefSeq and is a predicted model, not a curated record. Gene Ontology annotation, molecular function: protein binding.
AUGGAUACACAUCAGUUGAAGUUGCUUAAGAAUAGUGUUAUAGGAGAUGUAGUACAAAAGAAGCAGCUUUCUGAGAGUAAAGGCCAAGUGGAAUCAUUGAUUGAUCAGAUUUCGCCGUCGAAUUUACAUAAUCAAGUUGAUACUGACAGGCUGAUACAAUCUUCGUUAAUUAUUGGCAGUUUGUACACCAAUAUAAACAUGGAACCAAAUCAUCAAUACCUAUUAAUCAAUGUACUUGAUGGCGUCGUUAAACGCUUAGUUGAGACUGCAACCGUCUGUAACUGUCAACGCGUCCUUGAGUACUUGUUCAGAUGUCUACGGAAUGCAUCUAUCUUCUACAAAACAAUCACCACCUUUUCGAAUAACAAUAGAGCCGGUAUCGACAAAGAUAGUAUGCAAAUCGAUGACGAUAUAUGCUCUAGGGCUGCAGCGCAACUCAAUAACAUUUUUUUUUCUCCGCACCUACCUAAUCUCCUCAAACAUCUCACAUCGUCUAAUAGAAAACUCGUCAUCAACUUGAUCACUUUGUUGACCACAGUGAAUGAUACUCGACACAAAGCAUCGCUUCUUUCCGUAGAGGGUCUGCUUGACCAUUUGGCUAAAUACAUCUAUUGCGAUGUACAAAAACUUCAAAUUGCAGCGCUCAAACUGCUUGGUUCCUUGUGCAAAGACUAUUCACCUGCGGUUUUAGCAUUUAGACAGGUACAAAUGAGAGCAAUACCAUCACUGACAAUAUUUUUUGAAUGCAAGAGUCCCCAAUUAAGACUUGAAGCAUGUAAAACACUAGUACACAUUAUCAAAAGUCAGCAAUCAGACCUUCUUAGACCCGAUGGACCCCCGACGAUCCAACUUAUAUCAACCAUUGAUAGGCCGAAAGCAUUGGAGUUAAUCGAGCAGCUGAUUCGACUACUUGAUGAAAACAUUGAGAUACAGAUACCGGCAUCAUCCAUCUUAGCGACUAUAUUGUCAGAUGCGACGGACUUAGAAGACCAUGCGUGCAAAUCAGGUAUACUCAACAAGCUGAAUGAUAUAUUUCAGACUUGUCUGCUGUAUGAAAAAGACGAGUACAACGUGGAAGGUAGUAAGCUAUCAGAAGACAACCUGAAAUUACAAGAAGGGAUUCUGAUGAUAGUUGCAGCGCUUGCACUUCAUUUAGAUGAAUUGAGAACAUUGAUCGUUGAUGCACAUUUAUUAAAAGCAAUCGCGGUAUCUUUACAACAUAAAGCCAAAGGUAUUCGAGGCUCAGCUGCACAGUGCAUCAGAGCACUGAGUAGAAGUGUAGGAGUGUUGCGUACAUCAUUGGUUGAUUCAGGUGUUGAAUUGACAUUAUUGAGCAUAAUCUCUAAUGAUGAGGAAAAUGAACGUAAUAAAGUGAUAGCCUUGAUGGCUUUAGCUAACUUAGUGUGCGGAUUCUCACCAUUAAAGCAAAAGUUAAUACAAAAUGGUGGAGUAAAGAUUCUAGUGAAACUUACGUACUCGAAAUCGCACAAGGUUAGAUUGAAUACUCUUUGGGCUAUUAAGAAUAUGGUUUUUGCUGCAUCGACAGAGUUGAAGAGGUUUAUUUGUGAUCAAAUUGGAUAUAAUCACUUCAAGAAGCUGUUGAAUGACAGCAAUAGCGAAGUUGUUGAGCAAGUUUUAUUUGUUUUGAGAAAUUUAGUUACAAGAGAAGUAGAUAUCAAUCUGGUUUGUAGUGGAUUUGGUGGAGAGGAUAAGUUUCUGGAGAUUAUUGAACAUAAGUUUCAAACAAAUCAAGUAGAGAUUUUAUUGCAAGCUGCGUAUGUUGUAAAUAAUGUCGCAACUGGCUCAUAUGAACAGAAGAAAACGUUGCUAUGGCGACCGCUUAUAUGCAGCAACUUGAAGCGAUUACUUACGCACUGGGAUGAGAGAGUUAGAGCUGCUGCUGUAUGGACACUUCGUAACCUUUCGAAUUCAAUUGAAGGUCAGCCCUACCAAGCUCGUAGUGAGAUACGUACACGUAUGCGUUUAUUGGAAUUCGAUAAAUCGCUCUUGACUUUGUCUCAGGAUAAAUUCUCCGUUAGUGAACCAGCAAGAUUAGCCUUAGAUGGCAUGAAUACGUAA